AAAUCGACUGGCAAGCAGCUCAAAUGUAUGACAAAGUCAAUAGAUAACGCUAUAAUCGAAAAAUGUAAUCAUUGUUAUUUGUUAUAAAGUUACUAAAUGGCUAUUGAAACUGGGUUUAUACUCUUCUGUAAAACUGAAGAAAACGAGAUAGGUUGUGUCGCAAUGACAAAAAAGUGUAAACACACUAUAAUACCACAUAAUGCGACUUUCACUCACUACUUUUAUUGAUUAUUGUAACAUAAUAAUAAAUUGUAUUAUAUAAAGGUUCUUGGUUAUUUAAAAAAUCACUUUUUUCUAGUAAUACAUAAUUAAUUAUUUUUUUAUGAAAACAAUUAUUGACUUCAUACAUUAUAAAAAGAUUACUAACUGCAAGUAUUAUAGAUUUCAUUAAUUAUAUUGCCAUAUAAUGGAUAUGUCUUAUAAUCUUAUUGCGGCAGUAUCCAAAAAUAGCGGUAUUGGCUACAAAGGUAAUUUGCCAUGGCGUUUGAAAAAAGAAAUGGACUACUUCACUCAAAUGACAACAAAAGUAAAAUCCCCAGGAAAGCUAAAUGCAGUUAUUAUGGGUAGGCUAACUUGGGAGUCAAUACCUAACAAGUAUAGACCAUUAACAAAUCGUCUAAAUGUGGUAAUUUCUAAAACUAUGAAAUCAGUACCCAAAGGUAUAUUAUUGUAUAAGGACCUUAAAGAAGCUAUUGAAGCACUUGAACUUAAAGAAAAUAUAGAGAGACUUUGGGUAAUUGGUGGAGCAGGUUUGUAUAAUGAAGCAAUUAAAGAUGAAAGAUGUACAUUUUUAUAUGUUACAAAAAUUAAUAAAGAAUUUAUUUGCGAUACAUUUUUCCCUCAUAUUGAUACUGAUGUAUUCCAAGAAAUUGACGACCCUGAUGUGCCCAAAGGGUUACAGGAAGAAAAUGAAAUUGGGUAUGAGUUUAAAGUGUUUAAAGGUUGUAAAAAAGGCUAAAAUAAUGGUUUUUUUUUUUAAGUUUGUUUACUGAAUUAAGUAUGUAAAAUCAAAAAAAUGAUCAUAACUUUAAUGAGCUAUUUUAUUUUCAAAGCUAAAAACUGUUAUACAAUAUUUUUAAUUAAAUAUUUUUUGUAUAUUGAUUUCAUCAUUAUUGAUGAUAUUAAUAAUUAUAAUAAGUAUUUGUUUUGUGAAUAAUCAAAUUUCAGUUUAUUAUGUAC
This is a messenger RNA of Adelges cooleyi (spruce gall adelgid), 1179 nucleotides long. RefSeq names its product dihydrofolate reductase (gene Dhfr). Gene Ontology annotation, biological process: glycine biosynthetic process; tetrahydrofolate biosynthetic process; folic acid metabolic process. The coding region runs from base 407 to 958 and encodes 183 amino acids. Gene Ontology annotation, molecular function: dihydrofolate reductase activity; NADP binding. NCBI's taxonomy places the organism in Eukaryota, Metazoa, Arthropoda, Insecta, Hemiptera, Adelgidae. The record is from RefSeq and is a predicted model, not a curated record. Gene Ontology annotation, cellular component: mitochondrion. The transcript is spliced from 2 exons.